This is a messenger RNA of Ostreococcus lucimarinus CCE9901, 519 nucleotides long. It is a transcript of the gene CYN19-2, whose product is annotated as Peptidyl-prolyl cis-trans isomerase, cyclophilin-type. The coding region runs from base 1 to 519 and encodes 172 amino acids. Gene Ontology annotation, biological process: protein folding; protein peptidyl-prolyl isomerization. Gene Ontology annotation, molecular function: peptidyl-prolyl cis-trans isomerase activity. The record is from RefSeq and is a predicted model, not a curated record. The transcript has a single exon. NCBI's taxonomy places the organism in Eukaryota, Viridiplantae, Chlorophyta, Mamiellophyceae, Mamiellales, Bathycoccaceae.
AUGGACGACCCGAUCGUGUUCUUAGACAUAGCCAUCGGCGCUCGACCGAUCGGACGCAUCGAGAUCGCGCUCGACGUCGCGGCGGCGCCGAAGACGUGCGAAAACUUUCGCGCGCUGUGCGUGGGCGAACGCGCGUCGCCGUCGACGCGAAAACCGCUGCACUACGCGUCGAGCGUCGUGCACAGAGUCAUCCCGGGAUUCAUGAUUCAGGGCGGGGACUUCACGAAUCACAACGGCACGGGAGGCGAGUCCAUCUACGGGCGAACGUUUCGGGAUGAGAACUUCACGCUGAAACACGACGCGCGCGGCGUCGUCUCCAUGGCGAACGCCGGUGCGAACACGAAUUCGUCGCAGUUCUUCAUCACGCUCGCGGCGACGCCGCAUCUCGACGGUAAGCACUGCGCGUUCGGGCGCGUGCUUCGCGGGAUGGACGUCGUCGACGCCGUCGAAGCCGUCGGUUCGCAGUCGGGCGCGACGUCGGAAGCCGUCGCGGUGACGGACUCGGGACAGCUCAGCUGA